CACCCUGUCCCAGAACUACCCCACAGCAGGGCCCGAUGGGAAGCAGGCCGUCAGCCUCGGCAUUGGUUUCACGAAGCUGUGACCCUGUACUCAUUCCCUUCCUCUCCGAUGCUUUAGGUUAUGAACUCUCCAAAGUGGAAGGGAAAACGGGGACCCCUGAGAAGCCCCUCUCGGACCUUGGUCUCCUAUCCUACCGAAGCUACUGGUCCCAGACCAUCCUGGAGAUUCUGAUGGGACUGAAGUCUGAGAGCGGGGAGAGGCCACAGAUUACCAUCAAUGAGAUCAGUGAGAUCACCAGCAUCAAGAAGGAGGAUGUCAUCUCCACUCUCCAGUACCUCAACCUCAUCAACUACUACAAGGGCCAGUAUAUCCUCACAUUGUCAGAGGACAUCGUGGAUGGGCACGAACGGGCUAUGCUCAAGCGACUCCUCCGCAUUGACUCAAAGUGUCUGCACUUCACUCCCAAGGACUGGAGCAAGAGGGGGAAGUGGUGACCAGGCACAGCCCAUGGUAGCACCAACAAAGCUGGCAGAACUGGAGCUGACAGCCCAUCCCAACCCCGCCCCAGGGCCCCCCAGAGGGACACUAAGGGAGACGGACCGGGCUGAGGACAGUUCCACAAGGAGAGGGCAGGCCUGGUAAGGGCUGGUUGGUGCCCAGCACCAAAGUGAGCUCAGGGCUCAGGUCAACUCUAAGGCCAGCUGGCUGCAGGCCCAGGCUUGCUGUGAACCAAGGACCAGAGGGAGCCAGGCAGACGUGUACAGUGAGAUGGGGGUGGGGGCACUAUGUACAGAGGGUUGGUGGUUGUAAAAAAAAUUUGUAAAGUAGGAGUUGGGGGUGGGUAUUGGCUACAAAAUUCUGGCCUCUCGCCCCAGUGCCUGUCCUGCCCC
Molecule: messenger RNA, 890 nt
Organism: Myotis brandtii (Brandt's bat)
Lineage: Eukaryota; Metazoa; Chordata; Mammalia; Chiroptera; Vespertilionidae
Product: histone acetyltransferase KAT5
Exons: 3
Coding region: 36-494 (152 amino acids)
Biological process (GO): regulation of DNA-templated transcription
Molecular function (GO): histone acetyltransferase activity
Source: RefSeq, a predicted model, not a curated record